GCACUGUGUGCCGUGGUAGUCUGUCUGUCUUGAUAUCUCAGUUUGACUGCAUGUAACUGUUUUGGCAUUGCCAAUUUUCGUUUUUCUACUUGGAUAUAAAUGACUGAUAGCCAAAUGGUUUCCUCAGAUUUUACAGCAGAUGAGAAGAUGGAGAUUGAGAGCAUUAAGACGUAUAAGAAGGACCUUCUGGAUGAUAUCCAGAAGUUGAAGAUGCAGAUAGACAACGUCAUGGCGGAUAUACUCAGCUUUGAGUCAGCAGAGGAAAACAAAACCAUAGAAAAGAGUAAACAGUUCUCAAAUGGGAAGAAGAAAUUCAACAUGGACCCCAAAAAGGGUAUCAAUUACCUGGUGGAGAAUAAACUGCUAAAUGGAUGUGCACAGUCCAUCGCUGAGUUCCUGUACAAGGAGGAGGGACUCAACAAGACAGCCAUUGGAGAAUUUCUUGGAGAGAGGGAGGAGCUUCACCUCCAGACCCUGAAGGCCUUCGUGGAGCUGCACGAAUUCUCCGACCUCAACCUGGUCCAGGCCCUCAGACAGUUCCUGUGGAGUUUCCGUCUGCCUGGUGAAGCCCAGAAGAUCGACCGCAUGAUGGAGGCCUUCGCCACGCGCUAUUGUGACUGCAACACUCAUGUCUUCCAGUCCACCGACACAUGCUACAUCCUGUCAUUUGCCAUCAUCAUGCUCAACACCAGCCUCCACAACCCCAAUGUGAAAGACAAGACCACUCUGGAGCGUUUCAUCUCCAUGAACAGAGGCAUCAACAACGGAGAGGAUCUACCCAAUGACCUGCUCUCGAAACUGUACGAGAGCAUUCGCAACGAGCCUUUCAAAAUCCCAGAGGAUGAUGGGAAUGAUCUGACUCACACCUUCUUCAACCCUGACAGAGAAGGCUGGCUCCUCAAACUUGGAGGGCGGGUUAAGACAUGGAAGAGGCGAUGGUUCAUCCUGACUGACAACUGUCUCUACUACUUUGAGUUCACCACUGACAAAGAGCCCAGAGGCAUCAUCCCUCUAGAGAACCUCUGUGUGAGAGAAGUGCCAUAUCCCCGCAAACCGUACUGUCUGGAGCUGUACAACCCCAACAGUCGAGGACAGAAGAUCAAAGCAUGUAAAACAGAGACGGACGGCAGAGUGGUGGAGGGGAAGCACCAGUCCUACACCAUCUGUGCUGCCAGCGCAGAGGAGAGAGACUCCUGGAUCGAGGCCAUCAGAGCAAGUAUCACCAAGGAUCCAUUCUACGACUUGGUUUCAGUCCGUAAGAAGAAGGUGAUAAACCAAGCUCCUCAAGACUGAACUGUCCAGCGCCCCCUAUGGACGUUUACAGUACUGCACCACAGUGGGAUUCAGCCCCACUUUAAGUUGUAUUUAACACCCCGCAACACAACUGAGCAGGGACACUGGAGACUAGACACUGAUUCUGGUCUGUGAUCUUUGACUAAAAGAUGGACUUCUCUUUCCACUUCUCUUUUUUACAGACUGAACAAAACAGUGUCAAAGGUGAACAUGUUGACUCAUAUUUGUUGCUCUCACUGUCAGCACAACAAGCUACGUAGAACUUGUCAAUGUGUCUGUCCAAGAAGUUGAUUUUUUAGUUGAUAUCUGUGCUCCACAAGAUUAUGUUUCUAGGAUCAAGAGGACAAAUUAAGCAUGUGAUGUCAGAUCAACUGUAUGCAUGAUCAGUAGAUCACCAAAGCUCUAGAUCAUACGCUACUGUUCUGGUUAGGUGUCAUUUAAGGACGGUUGCUUAUGCUUCAUUUUGUAAAUACAGAUAUAUUUUCAAACAUUUAAGGAAAUUCUUUUUUUUUUUUUAAUAAUGACAAUUUCUAGUACUUUAUAGAUUGGGAUGGUAUUUGCCUUAAAAUGCAGAGAACUUGUUCCAAUCAGUCCAACCCUGCAUUUUCUUCUAUUUUACGUACUGUACCUUCUUAGCAUAGUGCAAUAAGUGCAGCCUGCAUUCUGUCUUUAUUUGAUUUAAUUGCAAUGUGUACACUGUAAUAUGUGAAAGAAAUCUGUUAGCUGUACCUAAUAUUUUGCAUCAUUGUAAUUAUUGCAUGUUAUGUUCUCGUGAAUUAUUUAAUAAAAAGUAUUCCAUUGCCUGUUGA
Epinephelus moara (kelp grouper) is the source of this 2102-nucleotide messenger RNA. It is a transcript of the gene cyth4b, whose product is annotated as cytohesin 4b. Gene Ontology annotation, biological process: regulation of ARF protein signal transduction. Bases 100 to 1293 code for a protein of 397 amino acids. NCBI's taxonomy places the organism in Eukaryota, Metazoa, Chordata, Actinopteri, Perciformes, Serranidae. The transcript has 13 exons. Gene Ontology annotation, molecular function: guanyl-nucleotide exchange factor activity. The record is from RefSeq and is a predicted model, not a curated record.